GUGCAGAGAAGUAAAGCCACUGGGUAAGAGAAGGGAACAGGCGCUCAAAAAUGAACCAAUCACGAGACAGCGAUUUAGUUGAAGGCGGGAUCACGUGACAAGGAAGAGGAAGAAAAUUUGAUGGUGACGAAGAAGUGAAGACGGCAUAUAUCACACCCAUUUCUUUUCCGUUUUGGUGUCCAUGUUUUUCUACACACAUUUGAUGUUUCAUUCUGAAGAAGCCAGCUUCUUGUGAUCUCAUUUCAUGGAAUGGCAAGACGUUUUCUAGUCCAAACCAUUACGGUAGUUUCUCUUUCUGUAACUCUUUCGGUUGUUACUAAAAAGUCCUGCUACAAUUUCUCUCCAGUAUUCCAGACAACAAGGAAUCUUGCUUGCAGCCCAUCUUCACAUCACUGGUUCCACAGAGGCACAACUACAAUGUCAGACUGUAAGGGGCCAAAAGAAAAUUUGCAUAGGAAAGCCAGAGCAUCCCCAUAUCCAGGAUCAAAAGUUGAACGCACACAAGUACCUGAUGAUAAAGUGAACUGGAUGAUCAUCUGGAAGGACUACAGUCCUGUGGACUAUACGGCACCAAGUGUUUUGUCAGGACCUAAGUGGGCAGACCCAGAGAUUGGAGCCAAAAACUUUUUCCCAAAGUUCAAUGAGAAGGAUGGGCAAGUGGAAAGGAGCAGCCACAGUGGCUUAUAUAACGUGGAAAACGGGAGGCCCAGGAAUCCUGUAGGCAGGACAGGAUUAGUGGGACGAGGUCUGCUGGGGCGCUGGGGACCCAAUCAUGCUGCUGAUCCUCUAAUAACAAGAUGGAAGAGAGAUGGCAGUGGCAAUAAAACAGCUCAUCCGGUAUCUGGUAAAAACAUCUUACAGUUUAUUGCAAUCAAAAGAAAGGACUGUGGAGAAUGGGCCAUUCCUGGGGGAAUGGUAGACCCAGGGGAGAAAUUAUCUGCUGCUCUAAAGCGAGAAUUUAGUGAAGAGGCCUUGAACUCCUUACAGAAAACUAAGGCUGAGAAAGAAGAGAUGGAGAAACACCUGAAUAGACUCUUCAGUCAGGAUCACUUUGUGGCUUAUAAGGGAUAUGUGGAUGAUCCUCGCAAUACUGACAAUGCUUGGAUGGAAACAGAAGCGGUAAACUAUCAUGAUGAAUCUGGUGAAGCCAUGAAGAAUUUACACCUGGAAGCAGGAGACGAUGCUGGGAAAGUGAAAUGGGUGGAUAUUAGCGAAAAACUUACACUGUAUGCCAGCCACUCUGAUUUUGUCCGACUUGUAGCAGAGAAAAGGGGAGCUCACUGGAAGGAAGACUAACUUUUGUUGCUGUGAUGUUGUUGAAGACUAACUUUUGUUGCCGUAACAUCAAACCAUAAAUUAAAUUCUAUCAUUUCAGAUGGUAAGGUAGUAAGAGAAUGGGAAGAAAAUGCUUUUUAGGACAUUGUUGGUGCAUGAUUUAAAGAUGCAAGAUUUCACACAUUUUCUGACAUUCUUGGGAUGAAAUUAUUGGAACGUAAACAUGUUUGGUGUUGGUUACAUUAUGGCUUUUUUAAUUACGUAAUUCUACUAAAGUAUUGGGUGCAUCUGUUGUGUACCUGUUUUGUACAGAAAAUAAAUGAGUCAGUUUGAUUUUCUUGUGAUCCACCAGUAAUAUUGUUGGAAGAUCUUUACAGCUGCCAAAAAUCUCUGUAGUCGUCAGCUCAUUGAACAGCUUAAAUGUGUGCCUUUUGAGAAUAAAAACAUCUCU
Messenger RNA from Notechis scutatus (mainland tiger snake), 1726 nucleotides. The record is from RefSeq and is a predicted model, not a curated record. Lineage: Eukaryota; Metazoa; Chordata; Lepidosauria; Squamata; Elapidae.